Homalodisca vitripennis (glassy-winged sharpshooter) is the source of this 4179-nucleotide messenger RNA. RefSeq names its product prominin-1-A (gene prom). The transcript is spliced from 17 exons. Lineage: Eukaryota; Metazoa; Arthropoda; Insecta; Hemiptera; Cicadellidae. The coding region runs from base 130 to 4053 and encodes 1307 amino acids. The record is from RefSeq and is a predicted model, not a curated record. Gene Ontology annotation, cellular component: membrane.
UGUCGGGAAGGGUGCAGUAGUGCGGGCCAGACCAGCUCUCGCACCACCUCGCCGGUCACGGCGUGCGGUUCGACUGUCCGGUUCCAGUCAGUGUUAUUUUAUAAAAGUGUAACAAAAUUAGAAAGAAUAAUGGUCUGUCAGUUUAAGUGUUAUAUUGUGCUUGUGUUAUUUUGUUUAAACUUUCAGUUACGUGACAUAUGUGCCCAUGCGCGACUCGUGAGUGUUUUUGAUAAGGAUCACUGUCUGGAUGAAACUCAUGAAGGCGGGCAUCAGGACAAGAUCGAUGGGAGUAAACAGGAAGAUGAAAGUGAUUCAUUAAAUAACGACCGUGUUACUGAAAGCAGCAGUAAAAGUUCCGUGCUGGAGGAAGUGAUUGAGAGUAUUGCAAACGAGCAAAUUUACGAGGAAUCGGGUAACACUACACAAUACGAGAAGGCGAGUUAUGUGAUUCGAAGUCAGCUCCCGGAAAGGGGCGAGACUGGGGGUGGGGCAGUUGACGUUUACGAUCUGACGUCCCCUGAAACGCCAAAAGUUUUAGGAUCAGACAAUAAAGACGGGGGAGAGACCUAUGAAAAACCGCCAGGAAAUAAACACCACUCUGAAAUAAAUUUCAGUGAGAAUAAAUCCGAAUCUGACAAUGAAUUUUUAGAUAAUCAUUCUAUAAAAAGUCCUGAAAUUAGUAAACAUCCCGACUUACUCUCAUCAGACGUUCGAGUUCAGGGAUUCAUGAAAAGUCACAUCGAUGUACCAGUUGAUUCUUCAACGAUCAGCAUUUUAGCAGAGCAGUUGACAGUUGUUGAACAUCCACACGCUGAACGCUUGAAGACGGAUAUGGAUAGUAAGUCUGUAAAUCCACCAGAAAAGCUGACGAUGGAGGAAACUAUUGGAAGUAUUUGGAAGGAAGGUGAUAACCAUGAUAAGUACAAACAAGAUAUAAGACCCGCUGUUUCUCGCGGAUUUCUGGAUGACGAAAUUCCUACUCCUUUGAAACUCGUUAUGGAUGAAGACGUAUCUUCGAAUAAAAUCACUGAACUGUCUGCUCCCACCGAACCCCCAGUGUCAGAAUCUGAUAUAAGAACACAUAACAUCUCAGUACCCAUUGAACAAUUAGAAAAUACAACUGAAAAUUCAUCAGCCACCCUCUUUUCUACGACUGGUGUAUUAUUAGAAAUAAAUAAAAAUAAGGCUGAAGAUGUCAAAGACAUCAUCACUGAGCUCAAAAGCAUUGACAUGGAUUCUAAAAUUAUGAAAAAUCGAAACGAAAAUGAAACCUUUAGUGAUAAUGAAACCAGAAUGCAAGAGAAAGAGCUAGAGCAAGAGAAACUUCCUGUACCUGAAAGAUACUAUGCUUUCAAUUUAGUAGGAAAGGACGAUGUUGAGCAAAGUUACAGCAAUAGACAAAAAGAAAUGACGGACUUCAAUGAGCCUUCACAAUCUUUAAGAGAUUACGAAGACAGUUUUGACGAAUACAAAGAGAUUGUUAAACGUCCUUUAAACGACUAUGAAACGUUUUCUAAGAAAAAAAAUGAUCCUGGUGUCUUAUUUGAAGACUGCCCAGACUGUGAUCUUCGACUUCUUCCCAUUAGGCCCUCAGAGCAAAGAAUUGCACCCGAUGUAGAAGAAGAGACGCUUACGUCUCCAAAGAUAAGGUUUGCAGAACUUCCAGAAGGAAGGGAUCUUCAAAUUAAUUCGCUUGGUCUCUCAGAUGGUAUCUUUGUGUUUAGUUACCUCAGCGAGUUCCUUUCGUGGAUACAGCCGAAUGAAUUUCCAGUUGAGUUGCUGAGGGAUGCUCUGAAAAGCCAGAUCACCUUAUUCAGCCUUAUCAUGCAGUCACUGCGAGUGGAGGCGGGGUUCGUGGCGUGUCUGGUGUUGGGGGUGCUCCUGGCGCUGGCCGUGCCCGUGGUGGUUCUAUCUCAUGCCUGCUACAGGAUGGGUGGUCGGGAGGAUGAGCAGGAGGCCGGGGGAAACUGUGGCCGCCGUACUCUCGUCUUCAUCCUGGAGCUGCUUCUCAUACUUAUGUUCGCUGGAAUGGUGGCCAUGUUCGUGACCAACGAGCAGUUUUCCAGUGCGGUUGUCCAGAGCUCCAACGUUCUCCAGACCUCACUCAGCGAUGUAUCCGCUUUCGUGCACAACUCUCACCUCCAACUCCAUUUUCUCGUCACCCAGUCCAUCGACCAGACCAUUCAAGCCAUCUUCGCCGAUUUAGACAAUGUGGACAGUUUGCUGGGUCGACCCAUACAAAGGGAGAUGGUAAGGGAGACCGGCAUUGACGUUGCUCUGGACUCUCUCAGUGACUUGACAAGAGAGGCCAAAACAACGACGCAGCAAGUGGAGAGGUUCCUGGACGACACUCGUCUUGUGCAGGAGAUGUUGACGUCUUCGCGAGACAAGCUCUCCGACCUGAGGCAGCAAGUGGAGUUGUUCCGGCGAGCCUGCGGACCACGUGACCGUAUGUUGUGUGACACGAUUGAUGCUUCCGGUCUGGAUAUCACUCUACAGUUGAACAGGAUCAAGGCGGAUGAGCGGCUCAACAGGAUGCGACGCAUGGGAGGAGUAGGAUUGGAGUUGGCGGUGGCAGACGCCAAAGAACACUUCGUCUCAGUGCCUACCAGGGUGGAAUCAGAGACUAGGGACGCUAGAGAAGCUGUCAGGAGGCAGUUAAACCGCCAGAGGGCCGACGUGGACGACAAGAGCCGAGGUCUGGAGCAAUUCGCGAGGGACGUCGCGAGCAAAGUGAGCGAAGCGAAGUACGAUACCAGCUUCUGGAUGCAGGACCUGGACCAGUUCGAGUACUGGAGGUGGAUUAUCUGCAUGGGAGGAGGCGCUGCAGUCCUAAUGAUCUGGACUAUGCUGUUGUGCAGCAUGUGCUGCGGCUGCUGCGGGUCGGAAAAAGCUGCUGGACCAACAAUUCUAGUGACCAUUGUACUGGUGUGCCUGUUCACUACUGCACUUUGGACGGUAGCUCUGGUCGGUAUGCUAGUGGGAGGCCACGGUGAGGUGUUCGUGUGCCGCCCUCUCUACGACGAGCCUGAAUUCCACGUUAUCUCCCGUCUAGUCGACCAGCCGGGAGUAUUCUACAGUGAACCUCGGGGCGGCUUCAUUGCAAACGUCCUCUACGGCAACGACACCUUGGACGUCCCCAUCAAACAGCUUCUUGAGGACUGCCACGAGAACCGAGCCAUCUAUCCCACAAUGGGGUUACAUCGUUUGUUUGACAUUGAAGCGGCGGUGGAUCAGCAUCGGUGGGAUGGCGUUAGCACUCAUCUGCGGGCAAUCCGCGCCAACCUCAGCAGCCUCGAGGUGCUGAGCCCUGUACUGCAGGACCAAUUGGCUGAUCUACUUACAUCUCUUUCUGUCAACUUUACCGAGCAUCGAAUACAGAUGUCAAAACCUGUGACAGGGAAGGACCUCGACUCUUUUGCAAAACAACUGGACAACAUUGGUAACCAGAUGAGAGACUUGGCAACGGCAUCGCGUAUGGAGACUCUGUCUUCACGAGCACGCCGUCUCAUAGACACUCACAUCCGACCUCUGGAGGGUAAAAAGGACAAUCUGGUCUAUCAACUGACGGCGCUGGAGGUACAGACAGGUCCUCUGCAGAGACAAGUCAACCAGUCCCUCUCCCAUCUAAAGACCAUCCAAUUUUUCGUCAAUAGCCAAGGGGAAACCAUCGCUCAGAGGAAAAGUCGAGAGUACGUGGAUCGACUGCUGAGCUACCUGGACCAACUGAGAGACCACGUGAUCAGCUCUGCCCAAAAUAAUGUCGCCCGUUGCCGGCCGCUCUGGGAUAUAUUCCACAACACUCGACUCUUCCUGUGUCGUCAUACAAUGGAUCCCCUGAACGGAUACUGGUUCGCGACCAUGUGGUGUCUAGUGGUUCUCCUUGCGGCCACUCCCGUGUGUCUGAAACUGGUAGACUACUAUAGAGCAAGGGGCUCCAGAUCUUCUGGGAGCCCAACAGAGAAUCUAAUGAUUUCCGAGCAAGGCACUGGCUGGUCCUCUCCAGGGUACGAUAUCAAGUGUAGCAAGGAACACGACGGAAACUACAAAUGAAAACUGGUGACUUCUCGACCCUGAACCCAACAUCUGCCAGAGCACUCCAACCAUCACCUCAACCCCUCAUGUAACAAUUCUUCUACAUUCAUGUAUACCAAUAAACACUGCUUCUCCUCUUUGUAA